AAAGUGGACCCACAUGAGGAUGCAUCACUUGUCCCCGUCUCAAUCUGCUACCGCUCUCAUCUCGCCACAGCCCUCUCUUCGGUGAGGAGGCCGCCGGACAUGUAUGAUCCUGGCGACAGCUCCUCGUCCCGGCCGCAUCCGCACGGCAAGGAGGAGCUGCAGCCGGAGGUAUUUCUCUACACGGCGUCAGCUUCAGCAUCGCGCCGCAGAGGGCGCACCUCCGCCGACCGCUACGCCUUGUGCGCCCUGCUGCGCGGCUACGGCCUGGCCGUGGACGUGCGCGACGUGUCCAGGAGCAAAGCGCACCGCAGCGAUCUCAAGUCGUUGCUCGCGGCUCGGGGCUGCGCCUUCUCCCUCCCGCAGCUCCUCGUGGGCGGCCGGCUCGUCGGUGGCCCUGACGAUGUCAGGCAGCUGCACCAGGCCGGUGGGCUGCGGCCUCUCCUCAACGCCGCCCCAAGGCCGAGCCGCGCCUUCGUCUGCCAAGCCUGUAAGACGGUCGGCUCCGAGCCGUGCCCAAAGUGCAGGGAAUCUCGCAACAAGAUGCUGGAUCAUGGCAUUACUGAGGAGGCGGAGGAGAGGGUCGUCCUUUUCUAUCCAACCCAAGAUGUUUCAAUGGGAGGUGUAAGCAGAGAGAUGGAUGCCAGUUUCAGUGUUUCUCUGGGCGCCAUGAGACCUCUUCUUAAGAAGCUUGACAUGAUGCUAGGUCCUCAUGGAUGCAAGCUGACCAAAGGGGUCAAUGAUAGGUCGCCGCACCUCAAAGAUGAUCUUGAAGAAAUAGGCACAUACCUUGAAGAUCUGUUAGAGGUGGAGGACCCUCCCCUGUCAGCCAAGUGCUGGAUGAGAGAGGCACAUGAGUUAUCUUAUGACAUCCUAGAUUGUAUUGAUAACUUUGUGCCCCCCGAGUCUCCUGGCUACAAAUCUAUCCACAAGAUGACUCAUGUUAGGAUUCCCAUGAGGCUAAAGUGGCAGAAACAGAUUGAAUAUGCAGCUCCUGAUGUGUCAGGACAUGUUAUCCCCAAAAUCAUUCAUGUUGAUGUCAUUCGUGCUCCAAGGAGGCUCAAGUGGUACCAGCAGAUGGUUGAAAAGGUAUCGGAAUUCAGGAUCUAUGCCCAGGAGGUGGUAGGACGGUAUGAGAGGUACCAACUCCACCAUUGUAGCACCUUGAUGGCGCGUAGAUUUUCGUCUGUUGGGCCUAUGAUGCCACUGCCGCCACCCCCUUGUGAGAAAACUUUGUCCGGCCUAGUAAUUGAUGGUUGGAUGAGCAAGUUUAUCAACUCCCAGCUGGCUAAUGAUGAGAAUCAGCAGCUCAAGGUGGUGUCUAUUCACGGGUCUGGAUGUCUUGGUAAAACAAUGCUUGCCAAAGUGUUGUACAAUAAAAUUGGGAGGCAAUUCCAAUGUCGGGCUUUCAUCCGGGUGUCCAAAAAGCCUGAUAUGAAGAGGCUUUUCUGUGACAUGCUAUCACAAAUCCAGCGGAAGCAGCCCCAAGCAAGCCAAGACGCUUCUGAUGAACUUCACAUUACUGCUGAAAAUAUCAGGAAUUGUCUACAUGGCAAUAGGUAUCUUAUUGUUGUUGAUGAUUUACGGGAUACAGCAGCAUGGGAUGUUAUUAAUCAGCUUUUCCCCAAGUGUAGUCAAGGAAGCAGAAUAAUAACAACUACACAAAUUGAAGAUGUUGCAUUAGCAUGUUGCAGUGAUGACCCAGAACAAGUUUUUGAGAUGAAUCCUUUGGAUGAUGAUCACUCAAGGAAGCUAUUCUUUGACAGGCUUUUUGGUUCUGAAAGUGACUGUCCUGAAGAAUUCAAACAAGUUUCAAGCCAAAUUGUAGAAAUAUGUGGUGGUUUGCCGCUAGCCACCAUCAGCAUUGCUAGUCUGCUGGCAAACCAGCCUUCUUUAUCAGUGGAUUUGUUGACACACAUACAUGAUUCGUUAGUGUCUUGUUUGUCAUCAAAUUCGACUUCAGAAAGAACGAAACAAGUACUAAACCUGAGCUACAACAGCCUUCCUCAUUACCUCAAGACAUGCUUGCUCCAGCUCUGUAUGUAUCCAGAGGGCUCCAUAAUCUUCAAACAUGACCUGGUGAAGCAAUGGGUGGCUGAAAGGUUUAUUUCUACAAGUGAAGGGCAAAACAUGGAGGAAGUUGCAGGGAUGUAUUUCGAUGAGCUUGUUGAUAGAAGAUUCAUCCAGCCCAUGUAUAUGAACUUCAACAAUGAGGUGGUGUCCUGCACAGUGCAUGACUUGGUACAUGAUUUUAUUGCACACAAGUCUGCAGAAGAGAAUUUCGUUGUGGUAGUAGAUCACAAUCGGAAGAUUUUGGCACUUUCUCAUAAGAUCCAUCGACUCUCUCUUCAACUUGGUGAUGCAAAAUAUGCCAAGAUUCCAGCAAACAUCAGAAAGUCGCAAGUACGUUCACUUGGAGUUUUUGGAUUACCAGAGUGCAUGCCUUGCAUUGCAGAGUUCAAGCUUGUUCGUGUUCUAAACCUUCAGCUGUCUGGUCGUCGUCAUGGUAACCAAGACCUGUCCAUAGACCUCUCUAGAGUAUCAGAACUGUUCCAUCUGAGAUAUCUGAAGAUUGUUUGUGAUGUCUGCAUAAAACUUCCAAACCGUAUGAGAGGGCUGCAGUGUUUGGAAACACUGGAUGUGAUGGAUACACCAAGAGGCACUUAUGUUCCAUGGGACAUUAUAUAUCUCACACGCUUGUUGCACCUCGGUCUUCCUCCUGACACAAAUAUGCUGGAUUGGGCUGUCGGUGACGGUCUGAGCCUUUGCAGGCCGAACCACCUGCAGGAUCUUUGCAUUUCUACACCGCUUUCUUCAGAUUACGACCAUCUGAAGAGAAACAUGCAUGCUAUGGAUUAUUUAAGGUAUGAACAUGAAAGCCUGAAAGCUAUAAAACUGGUGGCUCACGGAUCCUCGGUUAGCUAUGGUGACGCAUCAAAAGCAAGAGUUAAGUGGGUUUUGGAUCACCCGCAAAAAAAUAAAAAAUUGUGGUGGUGUGCCGUCAGCACUACUUUGCAUGUUUUCAGCAAUGGCAAUGGUCCGAGAGCAACAAGAACAACUAGGAGUACAUGUAAAGGCAUGUAAUGUGCAAGAUAUGAUUGAGAAGCAAGUUAAGAGAAAUGGAUUUCAGAACACACAAGGGUUUGAACCGUUGGUAGAGAGUUUGCAGCUUGGCUACGCCGAUCUUCCUCACCAUAUGUUGAAGACCUGCUUGUUGUACUGCAGUGUAUACCCUGAGAAUUACCCUUUUCACAUGAAUGAUUUGGUCAUGCGAUGGGUUGCUGAAGGAUUUACUUAUAAAGAGGAUAUAGCAAAAGGUUAUCUUGAAGAGCUUUGCAACAGAGGGUUGAUGCUGCGUCUAGAGGGUUUAUCGGACAUGCCCUACUACCAAAUGAACCCGAUGAUGCGAAAUUUCCUUAGAUGGAAAUCGCGUGAAGAUAAUUUCAUUACUUGCAGUUCCGACAUCAGAUUGGCAUAUGCAUGUCGAGUCCAUCGGCUAUGCAUCGACGAUUAUCAAGUUGAUGAUGGUGAGGUGCAGGUGGUGGAUACCUUGUUGGAACUGGAUUGGUCCCAGAUUCGAUCACUUGUUGUUUUUGAAGGUGCUGAGAGAUGUGUCCCUUUUGAGAAGUUGGAACGUGUGCGAGUGUUGGAUCUUCAAUAUCAUCAUCAUUAUCUUAAAUUCGUACAGUCUCUUUGGAUAUCUGUUCUGGAUUUCGAGGCCCUUGGAAAUCAGCAUGUGAAGGAUAUAUGUGGACUGCUCCGUGUGAGGCACCUAUUCGGCCUAGAAGGGACAGGAAUCAGUGAGAUACCGCCGGAAAUAGCAAGGCUACAGCAUCUGGAGACUUUGCAGGUAAGAUUCACAUCGAUCACAGAGUUGCCCAGUGAGAUUAGGGACCUACAACAAUUGAAGACUCUGGCCAUGAGUCCGAACUGAAAGCUGACAGAGCUGCCCAGGGAGAUAGGGGGUCUGCAACAAUUAGAGACUCUGGACCUGAGCUAGACGAGGCUGACGGAGCUGCCACGUGAGAUCGGGAACCUCCAGAAUUUGGAGAAUCUGAACCUGCAGUGCACCAAGCUCAAAGAGCUGCCUCCGGAGAUUGGGAAGUUGCAGCAUUUGAAAGCACUGGUGGUGUGUGCAGCAGGCAUCACAAGGCUAGGCAAUGAAAUUGGGGACCUGCAGCCUUUAGAGACCUUGGACCUGAGUUUCAACGGAGGGCUCACACAGCUGCCUCGUGAGAUGUGGAAACUGCAGAAUUUGAAGCGGCUGCUCUUGAGUGGUACAGGGGUGACGAAGAUACCAAGGGAAAUCGAAGGGCUCAAGAAGCUGGAGAUUUUGAAAUUAGACGAUACCAUCAGUGCACUGCCUUGGGAAGCUAGUCAGCUCUUGAAAUUGGAGGGAGUGCCCGAGUGCGUCCGCCAAGCCUGGAAGAAGAGUGAUCUUGUGUCCGAGUUAGCCGGGGAGAUCCUGUCCGUUCAACUUAUUGAUUGGUUGAAUGAAAGUGGCGGGCUAAUCGUUGGCAGAAAACAUAUGGGAAUUCCAGGGUGGAUCAAGGAUCACUUCAAGGACCUUGGGUCCUUGGACAUCAGGAUGUGCAAACUGGAGGAGCAGGAUCUCAAGAUUCUGCGGGAGAUGCCCAACCUGAAAUUUCUCACGCUAAGGUUGGAAGUUGUCCCGAGAGAUCCCAUAGCCAUCAGCCGUGAAGGGUUCCCAUGCCUGAGGGAACUCGUUGUUGACAGCCGCAUGCCACGGGUUGUCACCUUCCAGGAAGGAGCGAUGCCGGAGCUGCAAAAGCUCGUCUUCGAGUUCCAGUUCUACGGUGGGCCACCUGCACCUGCAAAUAAAGACCCUCAGCUGGGUAUCAAGCACCUCCGAGACCUCUGGUGGGUCGAAUUUAGAUGCAGCAAGGAAUGGUACGGAGGAGCAGCAGAGAGCAGGAGCCCGUGCAUGAGCGCCAUGAUUGACGUCGUGAGGAAAGAAGCCCAGGAGCAUCCCAGAGAGAUCUGCUUUCGUGUCUCUGGCCGCGAGGAUGAGGACUUUCCAGCGAACGAGGAGAGCGCACAGUCUUCCAGCAGUGGAACAAGCGAGAUCAAUGACACUCCAAAUGGUGGGAGGGGCGAGAUCCAGGAGGAGGAGGAAGAGACUUUUCCAGCGAACGAGAGCAGAAAGGUUUCCGGCAGUGGGACGGCCAGCGAGAUCGAGGAGGAGGAGAUCCACGAAGAGGAAGAAAGGUGAUUGGGUUUCUUGACGAGUAUUGCCGAGUCGUCCUAAUUUGCAGGUUGGUUGGUUAUUUCAUCGUCGUAAUUAAUGACUGCCUCAAAUCUAUCUGCAACCAUCUUCAACUAUAUAUCUAUGGCUCUUCUUCUUCAGGCUUUCUCCAUCUUAUGCUAGCUAGCUGUUGCUUAAUUUCCAUUGUCAUAUACAACCAAGGCUUCCAAGUUGAGUUGGCCCUUCAAAGGCACCUGUAUCUAUAUGGCACUUCAAAGGUGCGUCUGCCUUGCACCGUGCAAGUGGUGGAACACUUUGAAUUAGGGCUCGGUAUUGUCAUGUAAUUUAUUUAAUAGUAAGUAAUCGCUUUGAAGGGAGCCCAACAAUUUGAUCCUCGUAUCUACUAGAGUAGGUUUUAUCAUGCACUUAAUUGUUAUCAAAACUCUCUUCUUAUUAUGUAAUAAUAAUAAAUGUGACGAGUUUUCUUGUUUGUU
Molecule: messenger RNA, 5697 nt
Organism: Triticum aestivum (bread wheat)
Lineage: Eukaryota; Viridiplantae; Streptophyta; Magnoliopsida; Poales; Poaceae
Product: disease resistance protein RGA5
Exons: 4
Coding region: 100-3081 (993 amino acids)
Biological process (GO): defense response to other organism
Molecular function (GO): ADP binding
Source: RefSeq, a predicted model, not a curated record